Molecule: messenger RNA, 219 nt
Organism: Ostreococcus tauri
Lineage: Eukaryota; Viridiplantae; Chlorophyta; Mamiellophyceae; Mamiellales; Bathycoccaceae
Product: unnamed product
Exons: 1
Coding region: 1-219 (72 amino acids)
Source: RefSeq, a predicted model, not a curated record
AUGCCGGACCCGCGUCCCAAGCGUCCCCCCGAUUCCACCUUGCUCUUCAGAGUGAUGAACCCAGAGCUCUUUUACACCGUCCCCAAGCCCGCGCUCGCCGUCGCCGCCGCCGUCGUCGCCGUCGCGUGCGUCAACACCGCGCGUCUCGUCCUCGAGGCACCGCCGAAACCGCACCGCGCCCGCCUCGACGACGACGACGACGACGACGACGACGAUUGA